ACUGUACUGUACUCGAGUUGUCUCCGCUUCAGUGUAACGAGAACAAUACCAUACUAACAAAAAGCAACGGCUGAGCGUUGUUGGUGGCGCACAAUAGAAGAGAUGAUUGUUAUCUAUAUGCGUUCGAAUGAAGUCAUCGCAUAGGAAUUAUACUUGAACAGUUGAUAAUUUAAGACAUAUUCGAAGACUAUCGCCUUAUCUCUCGACAAUAUUGCUAAGAUAGGCCGUGUACUGUAGCCUACUGUAAAGGAAUUCACACAGUCACACUUUCGCGUGUUAUUAAAACAUGCCAGUUUUAAAAUUUUAUUUCGUCAUUGCGUUAUUAACGCUGACGAUUUCAAUGGAAGCCGAGUCGGCUACCGACGCGAAGGUGUUGAUUCUCGGGGCAGGAGCAUCAGGUUUGAACGCCGCUCAGACGCUGCACUAUAAGGGUGAGAAUGAUUUCCUCAUCCUGGAAGCGGAGGAUCACUACGGCGGUCGAGUACAUAAUGUACGUUUCUUGCAAAGAGUCGUAGAGUUGGGAGCAAACUGGAUACGCCCAACCGGUUCGAAACUGGAAAAUCUCGCCCAGAAAAUCGAGCUGGCGACUAGGCCAUCCGAUUUCGACGACAUCGUAGCUUUGACGAAUAAAGGUGCGAUAGUAACAGAUGGUUUUAAAUUGGCCCUGGAAAGGUUUGAUAGUAAAUUGGACGAGGCGUUGGAUUUAGGUGCCGACCACAUCGAUGACGAAGAGACAGAUAUGUCAUUGCGUUCAGCACUGAAGUACGUCGGAUGGAAACCAAUGACACCCGAAGAAAAACUUGCAGAAUGGUUCAGAAUUGACUUUGAUUUGGCAGACGAACCUGAGCGUGCCUCACUCCUCGCAUACGCAGCCGAUAAACUGUAUACUGAGGAGGAUGAACCAGUUGUUGAAGAUAACUCCAAUAAUAAUAAUAAUAACAUAAAUGAGCAGGAUUACCUCAAAGAGCAAAGGGACCUCGUCCUUGUCGCCGACAAUGAUCCAUACAACUAUCGAAACAGAGACCGAUACGACGACAACAAUCAGUACAGCCGUCGUCGCCGCCAGGCGUACGAUGGCUCUCAAGAACAGUUUGUUAUAGAUAAAGAUGGUUAUAUACAAAUAUUCAAUGAAACGAUGACUUUUCUGAUGAAAAGAGACUAUAGGGACAACAUACUGUACAAUAAAGUUGUUGAGAGAAUUGACUAUUCGAACGACAGAGAAGUGACAGUGUUCUGUAGAGACGGGACAAGUUAUACUGCGGAAUAUGUCCUGGUUACAUUCAGCUUAGGUGUGCUUCAAAGUGAUCUUAUUGAAUUCGUACCGGCACUACCAUUAUGGAAGACCACCUAUUGGAAUAGAUUUGAAAUGGCAGCAUACAGUAAAAUUUUCUUAAAUUAUAACGAAAGAAACGGAAGGUUCUGGGCCGGUGAGGAAUACGAUAAAGAGUGGUUCGCAAAUGUUCAUUCUAGUAAUCGUAAAGGCAUGUGGCCGCUAUUUUUAAAUUUUGCACAUGGAGAUCUUUUUGGGAAAGAUACACAUAUGUUGAUGGCGAUUUUGACCGGUGACGAGGCUCGUCGGGUUGAAUCUCUGACGGAAACAGAGAUCAUGAGGGAAGCGGAAAAUACCCUCGACUCAAUGUUCAAUCGGUACGACGUCCCACUACCUAAUUCAAUAUUGGUUUCAAACUGGACGCAGAACCCGUAUACUCUUGGAUCGUAUGCCAUCUGGACACUUGGCAUGGAGCGUGAUUGCUUUGAUAAAAUGGAGUCGCGAGUUGGUAGAGUAUUCUUUGCUGGUGAGGCCACCAGCUUCAACAACACUGGCAACCUUCAAGGAGCACUGGAAAGUGGAAAGCGAGAAGGACUCAAGAUUUACAACUGUAUAUACAGUAGCUCGUGUAAACAGUGGAAGACAGGAACCAAGUGCGGAUGUAAAAGCGGAGUAGCUGAAGGCACAAAUAGACAAGGGAAGUACGGACAAGAGAAUGCAACAUCCUCUUCUAAUAGCACAAGUUUGACAAUUGGUAUAUUCUUUGUGGGCAUGAUUGUUGGGACCUUUGGAGUAGGCCUAAUUGUAGGAUUUAUCAGCUACAAGAAAAUUAAACAGAAGGCACAAGUAGACAAGGGAAGUACGGACAAGAAAAUGCCACAUACUUACAUGGACUACGUGGCAGUUAGGCCAACUGCAGGCAGUCAGAACCAAACUUACCAAGAUAACUUAGAGAAGAAGAAACAGGCUAUGUUAAUGUGAAGCCGGGAAAGAGAUAAGAAAGUAAAGAGGAGCAGUAACCGGGUUGGAGUAAAUGCUUGUUACUUGUACAAGGAUCAUCAUGAUCCUUGUAUACAAGUUAUCCUUGUUAUUCUUGACUAGAUAACCGUUUGAAUGUGAUGGAGCUCAUAUAUGGAACUUCGACGUUUAUACAGUAUAACGGUAACUAAAUAGUAGUAGAUUAAAUAUGUACAUAUGUUAGUUGGUCAUAAACAUUAAACAAUAUCUGACCUUUAAUAUUAUUUUUGUUUUAUAUUAACACAAGAAAUGUUUCUUCUAUAAGGCCCCAUAAAAUUAUUAGUUUAUCACCCCCUCCCUCACUCACUUUUGCGGAAAUUACUUGAACAGCUCAGGAUUUCUUGCAAAUAUGUUUACUGGUACAACAAACACAUCUUUUUUUAA
Molecule: messenger RNA, 2671 nt
Organism: Anneissia japonica
Lineage: Eukaryota; Metazoa; Echinodermata; Crinoidea; Comatulida; Comatulidae
Product: polyamine oxidase 1-like
Exons: 9
Coding region: 287-2251 (654 amino acids)
Molecular function (GO): oxidoreductase activity
Source: RefSeq, a predicted model, not a curated record